This is a messenger RNA of Nannospalax galili (Upper Galilee mountains blind mole rat), 1278 nucleotides long. RefSeq names its product arylamine N-acetyltransferase 1-like. The transcript has 3 exons. The coding region runs from base 106 to 978 and encodes 290 amino acids. The record is from RefSeq and is a predicted model, not a curated record. NCBI's taxonomy places the organism in Eukaryota, Metazoa, Chordata, Mammalia, Rodentia, Spalacidae. Gene Ontology annotation, molecular function: acetyltransferase activity.
UUACAGGCCACAGGACCAAACCAUUUCAACCAAGAAGAACCAUGCUAAGACUUCUGAAUUAAACGUGACAAUCAACCUGCAUCCAACUUACCAGAAUAGGGGACCAUGGACAUUGAAGCAUAUUUUGAAAGAAUUGGUUAUAAGAACACUAGGAAUAAAUUGGACUUGGAAACAGUAACUGAAAUUCUUCAGCACCAGAUGCGAACAGUUCCCUUUGAGAACCUUAGCAUGCAUUGUGGGGAGCCCAUGGAUCUGGACUUAGAGGCCAUUUAUGACCUAAUUGUGAGGAAGAGGCGGGGUGGGUGGUGUCUCCAGAUUAAUCAUCUCCUAUAUUGGGCUCUGACCACCAUGGGUUUUGAAACCACAAUGUUGGGAGGAUAUGUUUACAUAACACCUGUCAACAAAUAUAGCAGCAAAAUGAUUCACCUGCUAGUCCAGGUGACCAUCAGCGGCAAGAGCUACAUUGUCGAUGCUGCCUUCGGAAGCUCCUACCAAAUGUGGGAGCCUUUGGAAUUAAUUUCUGGGAAGGAUCAGCCUCAGAUGCCUGGCAUCUUCCGCUUAAAGGAAAAGAACGGAGCCUGGUACUUGGAGCAAAUCAGAAGAGAGCAGUAUGUUCCAAACCAAGAAUUUGCUAAUUCUGAACUCCUUGAGAAGAAUAAAUACCGAAAAAUUCAUUUCUUUACUCUUAAACCUCGAACAAUUAACGACUUUGAGCAUGUGAAUACUUACCUUCAGACAUCCCAAACAUCUGUGUUUGUAAGCACAUCACUUUGUUCCCUGCAGACCUUAGAAGGGGUACACUGCUUAAUAGGCUUCACGUUCACAUGUAGGAAAUUCAAUUAUAAGGAUAAUGUUGAUCUGGUAGAGUUUAAGAAUCUGGAUAAGGAAGAAAUUGAAGAAGUACUGAAAACUGUAUUUGGCAUUUCUUUGGAGAAUCAGCUUGUGCCCAAACAUGGUGACCUAUCUUUUACUAUUUAAGGUAAGAAGCAAGAUCACUCUUCAUUAUUAUUAUAUGAAUCCAAACAUUUUGAUUUUUUUAAAAAAACAUACACAAAUGUAUCCAUAACCAUCACUGAAUAAUGGUCAAUUGACAGCUUAUUGUAGCUUCUCUUCCUCUACAUUUUCAAGAAGAAAGUUCUAGAUAUAUCAUUUCACUCAGAACAGUAUCAUCAGUUAAUUAAAUGACACAUCUUCAACACAAGCUCUACACAUAAGAUGAUUGCAUCUCUCAACUCUUACCAGAGAAGUUUCCUUAUACAGCAGAUGGUGAUUAACACA